UGGGUGGUUUCUUUUUGGGUAUAUUCUUUUUCUCUCUCUCUCUCUAAAAUUAAUUUAUAACUGAUCACCUAUACAUAUACAAAGAUAUAGACCAGUUUUUACAUUUUAGAAAGAAAGGGCGGGGGAGCUUUAUGCAAAUUUUGCAAGUUUUUUUUCCCUUAAUUUACAUUCUUGGGUCAAGCAUUGAUUCGUCGUCUCAAGUGGUUGAAUUUCCUCCAGAAAUCUAAGGGAUUUAGAAAAUGGAAAAAUAUUAUCUGUGCGUGGAUUUCCAUUACACAGUCAUGUUUCUGGAGAAUUUGUAAUAAAUGAAAUCUUUGUUCGCUUGUUCUUCAAUGUCUUUCUGAGAUAAUGGUGCCAACGUGAAUAAUGGCAGCUUGUUAUGUUUUUUAUUUGAGGUGAAAAUGGAUGAUGAAGGUGCCAUCUGGAUUGGCUAGUCCUCUGCUUGAUAACUCUUUUAGAUUGUCCCCAUAUCCACAUUGAUUUCUCAGCAUUACCUGAAAAUUGGUUCUCUUCAAACUAUUUCUGAUAACAUAUUAAUUACAAGUUCAGAAACUAAACAUUCGCUUACAUAGUUAGAUGGAGGAGUUAAUUUUGCCUCCAUUUCAGAAGCAGAGCAUUCACACUUCUAGAAGAUGUGCACCAAGCAGUAAAGAUAUAUGGGUUGCUGUCCGAGAGGGGUCUGUGUCUGAUGUAGACUCAACAUUGGCAUUGCUGAAGAAAAAUGGGGGAAACAUCAAUGCAAGGAAUUCAUUUGGUCUCACACUUCUUCAUAUUGCAACAUGGAGAAAUCAUGUAGCUAUUGUUAGAAGGCUGCUUGCGGCUGGUGCAGACCCGAAUGCGAGGGAUGGUGAAUCAGGAUGGAGCAGCCUUCACAGAGCUCUUCAUUUUGGUCAUCUUGCAGUUGCUUGUGUCCUCCUUCAAUCUGGUGCUUCUAUCACACUGGAAGACUUGAAAUCUAGAACACCGGUUGAUCUGCUCUCUGGGCCUGUGAUGCAGGCUGUUGGGAAGGCUAACAGUUCAGGUAUCGCCACCGAGGUUUUCAGCUGGGGGAGUGGUGUCAAUUAUCAACUUGGAACUGGAAAUGCUCACAUUCAGAAAUUACCAUGCAAAGUUGAUUCACUUCAUGGAUCAUUCAUUAAACUGGUUUCUGCUUCAAAGUUCCACAGUGUGGCUGUUACUGCACUCGGAGAAGUCUACACCUGGGGAUUUGGAAGGGGUGGCCGUCUUGGGCAUCCCGACUUUGAUAUACACAGGUAAAGGACUCACUUUAGCCAUUUCAGGCAGUUAC
Molecule: messenger RNA, 1288 nt
Organism: Olea europaea var. sylvestris
Lineage: Eukaryota; Viridiplantae; Streptophyta; Magnoliopsida; Lamiales; Oleaceae
Product: inhibitor of Bruton tyrosine kinase-like
Exons: 5
Coding region: 577-1257 (226 amino acids)
Molecular function (GO): protein binding
Source: RefSeq, a predicted model, not a curated record